UCUCGUUUGAAGUAGAUCUCGCUCCUGCAAGUAGAUCUCGCUCCUCAACCCACCAAGUCUCUCGUGGUUAAUCUCGGCGCUCAUGCCUGAACGGUAGACUGGCAUCGGCAGAAUAUGAGCGAUGAAGUAGAGAACACCGCGGUCCUCGCGCAAGGCGCGUGCUACUUCACCACCAGCCAUCUUAGGACGGCGCUCAUGCUGCGUGUACCACCACUCUCUCUGUCGUUCCCCAUCUCCUGUGGCAAGCCCGCAGUUCCUUGUCUCUCCGACGUACUCACGAGAGGUCGAAGUCAAGGAAGUAUUAUCGAGGUCCCACGGCAUCCACUGCUUGCUGCUGCUGCAUUACUGUACGAACUUCUUCCUACACAACAAUGUGUCAUAUAUCUCCGGCCUUGAUCGAGACAUAACCACGGCAUCCACUGCUUGCUGCUGCUGCAUUACUGUACGAACUUCUUCCUACACAACAAUGUGUCAUAUAUCUCCGGCCUUGAUCGAGACAUAACCACGGCAUCCACUGCUUGCUGCUGCUGCAUUACUGUACGAACUUCUUCCUACACAACAAUGUGUCAUAUAUCUCCGGCCUUGAUCGAGACAUAACCACGGCAUCCACUGCUUGCUGCUGCUGCAUUGCUGUGUACGAACGACCCUCUGCGUACACAACAACGUGCCAUGCAUCUCCGGUCUUGAUGUGUCAAUACAUGUAUUCCAGACGAAAGCGACGCCCUUAUGCUUCUGUGCCUGAUGCUUCCGUGAACAUAUCUGAGCUGCGUCAUGUAUUUGUGUGCAUCUCAAGUGAUCACGUGAGGUAUUGAGAGGUAUUCAUCCACCGCCGCCCGCCUGGCCCUCUCUCUCCUCCCUCUCCGAUACGAAACGAGAACCGAGAGAGUUCCGCCGUCGGCGGUGGGUUGCAGGAGGAGCCUUGCAGGAGAGAGAUCCACUUCAAACGAGAGUUCCGCCGCGUUAGCCGUGUUAGGUCAGCCUCCGCCCACCGUCGGAAGCGUCGGAACUCGAGUGCGGGGUGUUGGUGACGUGUGUUCGUGAGCGUGGUCUGCUGGUGGUCUGUUGGUCGAAUAGCCCAUCCACUUUCGGGUAGGCGAGAGUAUGAUCGGGUGCACCCGGUGGGAAUAGGGUCAGGGCCGGGUAGGGGCUGGCGUCGGCCAAUCAGAUGGCACCAGGA
Messenger RNA from Ectocarpus sp. CCAP 1310/34, 1177 nucleotides. The record is from the annotation of a GenBank genome assembly. NCBI's taxonomy places the organism in Eukaryota, Phaeophyceae, Ectocarpales, Ectocarpaceae.